Magnolia sinica is the source of this 2285-nucleotide messenger RNA. RefSeq names its product pentatricopeptide repeat-containing protein At5g43790. The coding region runs from base 435 to 2219 and encodes 594 amino acids. The record is from RefSeq and is a predicted model, not a curated record. Gene Ontology annotation, biological process: RNA modification. Lineage: Eukaryota; Viridiplantae; Streptophyta; Magnoliopsida; Magnoliales; Magnoliaceae. The transcript has a single exon. Gene Ontology annotation, molecular function: RNA binding; protein binding; zinc ion binding.
UAAAUUGUGGCAUACAAGCACUUGGUGUACAUGAACAAUCAUCCAGACCAUCCAAGUUAAGGGUCCCGUUGCGUAUAAUGCACGGCCUCAAAAUAACACCUAUUAAACGAUCUUAACCGUCUAUUUUACUCAUUCAAUUUGGAUCAGAAGCACUUCACACCUUCGGAUUCCAAGGGCACUAAUUGGAGGGUUAGGAUUUCCACUUAUUUCACAUUUACCAUUGGGCCCACAAUGUAAAAAAAAAAAACGCCUAGAAGUUGGACGUUUCUGAUCAUCCAAAUAUCUCUAUACUUGUGGGGCCCACGAGGAAAGACAUGCUGGAUGAGUGUAAGUCGCAACAAAACCAACUCUACUUUAGACUCUAGCCCUUAACAAACCUCCUCCCUCUCUGUUGAUAUGCAACCCAACCAAUCUCUACCGUCCAUCCACCUUCAAUGAGACCCCAAAGUCCAAUCUUCAACCAUCCAUCUCUCCUCCUCUUUGAAAAAUGCAAGUCCCUAAAAACACUCAAGCAAAUCCAUGGCCACAUGAUCACCACAGGCCUUAUCCUCCACACAUUUCCUCUAAGCCGACUUCUCCUCCAUUCCUCACUCCCACCCAUAUCCUCCACCCUUGGCUUAUCCUACGCCACCUCCAUCUUCCACCAGAUAACGUAUCCACCGUCCAUUUUCUUAUACAACACCCUCAUCUCAGCCCUUGCUUCCCAGAACCACACCCAUGAGGCCCUCUCUCUCUACACCCGUGUCCUUUGUGACCAAACACUCUGGCCCAACAAUUUCACUUACCCCUCCCUCUUCAAGGCAUGUGGGGCCCACCCAUCAUGGCUAGUGCAUGGACGAGCCCUCCAUGCACACGUACUAAAGUUCCUGGGCCCCACAUCUGACCACUUUGUGCUGUCCUCAUUGCUCCAUUUCUAUUCCAGAUGUGGCAAAUUGGCCCUCUCUCGCCAUCUCUUCCACCAAAUCCAAAACCCUGAUUUGGGUGCAUGGAACUCUAUCAUGUGCGCCUAUGCGCAUGUUAGCACUGGUGCUGAUACAUCAUCCAUUGAGGCAUUGCUUCUAUUUAAUCAGAUGUUGCAUUCUCUAGCCAGACCUAAUGAAAUUACACUUGUGUCAUUGAUCAGUGCUUGUGCUGAUUUGGGGGCCCUUAGCCAAGGUGCAUGGGCCCAUGCUUACGUGGACAGACAUGAUCUACGGUUGAAUCGCUUUGUCGGGACCGCUCUGAUCGACAUGUAUGCAAGGUGUGGCCGCGCCGAUAUGGCUAACCAGGUGUUCGACGCAUUGCCUAGAAAGGACACCCUAUGCUACAAUGCAAUGAUACGUGCGCUCGCGGUCCACGGUCACGGCCAACGAGCGGUCGGGCUCUUUGAUCAGAUGACACACGAGAAUGUAACAGUCGACAACAUAACAAUUUUAGCCGUGAUGUGUGCUUGCGCACACGUGGGGUGGGUCGACGAAGGCCGUCGAUACUUCGACUCGAUGAAAGAGGCGUACGGGAUCGAACCAAAAAUCGAACAUUAUGGGUGCCUGGUGGACCUUCUCGGCCGAGCCGGGCGGCUCAGCGAGGCCAUGGACAUAGUCCGAAAAAUGCCCAUGAAGCCUAAUGCAGUGCUGUGGAGGUCCUUGCUAGGAGCAUGUAGGACACAUGAUCAUUUGGAGCUAGGAGAGCAUGCACUUACACAUUUGAUACAGUUAGAGCCUGAGAAUAGUGGGAGUUAUGUGCUUUUAUCAAACAUGUAUGCCAACAUCAAUAGAUGGGAUGAUGUGAGGAGGGUAAGGAAAGUGAUGAAAGAUAAGGGUGUCCAGAAAAUGCCAGGAUGCAGCUUUAUUGAGAUGGAUGGGGCCAUACAUGAGUUCAUGAUGGGAGACAGGGCCCAUCCAUGUACGGUGGAGAUCUAUGCCAUGCUUGAUGAGAUGGGUAAGAAGUUGCAUGCAUGUGGGUAUAGACCAUGCACUAUGGAUGUGUUGUUUGACAUUGAUGAGGAGGAGAAAGAGGGUGCAGUUUCCUACCAUAGUGAAAAGAUUGCAAUUGCUUUUGGCCUACUUGCAUCUGAGUCCGGUGCAACCAUCCGUAUUAUAAAGAAUCUACGUGUGUGUAGGGAUUGCCAUGCAACCACAAAGCUUGUUUCUCAAAUCUACGGUAGGGAAAUAAUUGUAAGGGAUCGAAUUCGGUUCCAUCAUUUUAGAGGUGGGACAUGUUCUUGUUUGGAUUAUUGGUAAGAAUCUACAUUUACAAGUGUGAAAUUUAUACUAAUAACAGAAUUCUUUUGGGUUUUCUUCUUUUUA